Molecule: messenger RNA, 1398 nt
Organism: Hirsutella rhossiliensis
Lineage: Eukaryota; Fungi; Ascomycota; Sordariomycetes; Hypocreales; Ophiocordycipitaceae
Product: SHNi-TPR domain-containing protein
Exons: 5
Coding region: 1-1398 (465 amino acids)
Biological process (GO): CENP-A containing chromatin assembly; DNA replication-dependent chromatin assembly
Cellular component (GO): nucleoplasm
Molecular function (GO): histone binding
Source: RefSeq, a predicted model, not a curated record
AUGGCAGAUCCCCCCCCCGAGCAGACGCGACCGGCCGCCGACGAGCCCAAGGUCGUCGACUCCAGCGCGGCAGCCGUCUCCCAGCCCGUCGCCGAUGACGACGAUGAAGACAUCAAGUCAAAACGAGUCUCCCUCGCCGACCUGAGCGCAAAGGGAAGCGCCCUGUACGCGCACAAGAACUACGACGAGGCCUCCGAGAUCUUCUCCCGCGCCAGCGUCUUGCAGGCCGAGAUCAAUGGCGAACUGCACCCUGAGAAUGCCGAGAUUCUCUUCCACUACGGUCGCAGCCUCUUCAAGGUCGGCCAGAGCAAAAGCGACGUCCUCGGGGGCCCUGCCGCCGCAGACAAGCGCGCCGCCGUUGAUGCAAAUGGCAGCUCAAAGGCGCACGCCGCCACCGCCGCCCAGGUCCAGCUCGCCGACGUGGGCGAGGUCAAGGACGCAAAGCCCGAGGCCGCCAAAGAGGCCGCCGCAGGCGCAGACACCGGCGCCAAGAAGCCUCUCUUCCAGUUCACCGGUGACGAGAACUUUGACAACUCGGACGCCGAGGAAGAAGACGAGGGAGCCGACGACGAGGGCCAGGAAGAGGAAGACGACGACUUGGCCACGGCCUUUGAGAUUCUCGACCUCGCGCGCGUCUGCUACCUCAGGAAGCUGGAAAAACUGAGCUCGGAGAACCAGUCGGCCAAAGAGCGCCUAGCCGAUACGCACGACUGCCUCGCGGAGAUUUCGCUCGAGAACGAGCAAUACCCCAACGCCAUUGAGGAUGGCCGCGUCUCUCUGAAGUACAAGAUGGAGCUGUACCCCGAAGACUCGGAGAUUGUCGCCGAGGCCCACUACAAGCUCUCCCUGGCCCUCGAGUUUGCCUCCAUCACAAUGUCUGGCGACGACGGCACAAACGCCAAGCGCGAGGCCAUGGACCAGGACCUCCGCGACGAGGCCGUCAAGGAGAUGGACCUCGCCAUCACGAGCUUCAAGCUCAAGAUGCAGGCCAAGGAGGUAGAUCUCGCCACCAUGGCCUCCCCCGAGGACAAUGACGUGGCCCGCAAGGUCCUUGCCGAGAUGAAGGAGGUCGUUGCCGACAUGGAGCAGAGGCUUGUCGACCUGCGUAAGGACCCCAUCGACGCCGACGCCCUGGGCGGCAUCCUCGGCAGCGCCCUCGGCCAGCCCCCCAGCGCCGAGGUGCAGGCCCGCGCCGACGAGGCCGCCAAGAACGCCACCGACCUCACCGGCAUGGUGCGCAAAAAGGCAAAGGACGCGGCGCCAAACGGCAAGCGCAAGGCCGACGAGCUCGCCGCCGACGACGCCCCUGUUGCUGCUGCCGCUGCCGCCGACGAGGGCGCGCCGGCGUCGCCCAAGAAGCCUAGGUUGGCGGACGGCGACGCGGGCGACAAGGCGUGA